AUGGGGAAUUCUUCAUCUUUUGAGAUAUCUCUAAAACAAAUUGCAUCUAAAGAAGAAGCAAGGAUUUUAGUUACUGGGAUGAACUGAGCAGGAAAGACAACUAUUCUGUAUAAGCUUAAUAUUGGUGAAGUUAUAGUAACCUGCCCGACAAUUGGAUUAAUCUUAGAAAGUGUUCGAUUUCGAAACUUAACUUUUGCGAUUUGAGACUUAGGAUGCUCUUUAGGAUUUAAAACCUUGUGGAAAUAUUUUCAUACUAAUAUUAAAGGAAUUAUUUUUGUUAUUGAUUCAAAUGAUAGAGAAAGAAUGGAUAAUUUAAAGUGGCUGCUCCAAGAAAUGCUUUUCGAAGAAAUGCUAAGCCAAUUACCUAUUUUAUUCUUUGCUAAUAAGCAAGAUCUGCCUAAUGCAAUUAGUUUGAAUGAGAUUACAGAAAAAUUAGAAUUGUUUUUAAUUCGAGGGAGAAUUUGGCGCAUUCAAGGAUGCUCUGCAAUAAGAGGAGAUGGAUUGUAUGAAGGGAUUGAAUGAAUUUCCCAUGUGCUUAAUUUUGGAUCCUAA
Molecule: messenger RNA, 552 nt
Organism: Blepharisma stoltei
Lineage: Eukaryota; Ciliophora; Heterotrichea; Heterotrichida; Blepharismidae
Source: the annotation of a GenBank genome assembly